This is a messenger RNA of Solanum stenotomum, 1038 nucleotides long. RefSeq names its product histone-lysine N-methyltransferase ASHH1-like. Bases 1 to 1038 code for a protein of 345 amino acids. Gene Ontology annotation, molecular function: protein binding; histone H3K36 methyltransferase activity. The transcript is spliced from 8 exons. NCBI's taxonomy places the organism in Eukaryota, Viridiplantae, Streptophyta, Magnoliopsida, Solanales, Solanaceae. Gene Ontology annotation, biological process: regulation of DNA-templated transcription. The record is from RefSeq and is a predicted model, not a curated record. Gene Ontology annotation, cellular component: nucleus; chromatin.
AUGGAGUCUCCAAAUGAGGAGGGCUCACCAAGUGCUAAUUGCAAAUGUUGCAACCUUACUAUUGAUGAGUCUGAGUACGAGCACCGAAAUCUACAUCAUAAAAGGAUGCAGUGCAAAGAAAAUCAUGCGCCAGUACGUGGAAUACAUAAGAAACUUAAAGAAGAGGACGUCGUUGUUUGUGAAUGCAAAUAUGGUGUCAAUGAUCCUGAAACUGCUUGUGGAGAAAGAUGCUUAAAUGUACUGACCAGCACUGAGUGUACACUAGGAUACUGUCAGAAUGGUGAAAAUUGCAGGAAUCAGAGAUUCCAGAAAUGUGAAUAUGCAAAAACUAAGUUGUUCAGGACUGAAGGGCGUGGUUGGGGUCUUUUAGCUGAUGAGAAUAUAAAGGCUGGACAGUUCAUCAUGGAAUACUGUGGAGAAGUGCUAUCAUCUGAAGCAGCAAAGAAAAGGUGUCUGGCUUAUGAAGCUCAUAAGGUCAAGGACGCAUACAUUAUUUCAGUGAACGCGAAUUAUUUCAUUGAUGCUACCAAGAAGGGAAGUCUAGCAAGAUUCAUUAAUCAUUCAUGCCAACCAAAUUGUGAAACAAGGAAAUGGAUAGUGUUAGGGGAAACAAGGGUAGGAAUAUUUGCAAAGAGAGAUAUAUCCGUUGGAAUGGAACUUUCAUAUAACUAUAACUUUGAGUGGUAUGGUGGUGCACCUGUUCGUUGUCUUUGUGGAGCUGCAAACUGUUCUCUUUUUUUGGGUUCCAAAUCUCAAGGAUUUAAGUUGGCUCAGGAGUGCAGCCAUGUCUGGGAAGAAGAGGAUAACAGAUAUAUCGUGGAUAAUCUUCCACUUUAUGACAUGACGGAUGAUGAUAAAUCUUCUCCAGUGAUCUCUGGAACUAGUGGAGGAAAUAAGCACACUUAUAAGGUAUUGAAUGACAGUGAGGCGUCUACGUUCAAGUUGGAACAAACUAAUAGCAAAACCAAGAAGAAGUGUCAGCCCAAACCCAAGCUGAAGGUCAAAUAUCCCAUUCUUAAUUUUAAGAUGACUGUGUGA